AUGGAUAAUUUACCGGGUACCGUACCGAGAGUUAUACUUUUGCUGAGUGGAAAACGGAAAUGCGGCAAAGAUUUCCUGGCGGAUGCGCUGCUGAAGAGGCUCGGUACGCAAGAAGCACAAAUUAUACGGAUCUCAGAACCGAUCAAGCGGCACUGGGCUGACUGGAAGGGUUUGGACUUAAGCGAGCUGCUUGGUGACGGCGCGUACAAAGAGCGAUACCGUAAGGAGAUGAUCGAGUGGAGCGAUGCACGUCGGCAGGAAGAUUACGGUGUGUUUUGUCGAGCGGCCUGUACCUCAAUCGACCGCAGCAUCUGCAUCGUGAGUGACGUACGGCGACAGACCGAUGUGCGCUACUUCCAGGAAACGUACGGAUCUGAACGGAUACGAACGGUGCGAAUUGAGACGAGCGAAGCGGUGCGUGCUGGACGCGGGUGGCAAUUUCAACCGGGCAUAGAUGACGUACAGUCGGAGUGCGAUCUGGACAACUACAGUUCGUGGGAUCUGCUGUUGACGAAUGAGCAUGCGAAUGAUGUGGACGGACUGUUAGCAACUCUACAGAGCUUAGUGGAGAACAAAAAGAAAUGA
This is a messenger RNA of Anopheles marshallii, 585 nucleotides long. RefSeq names its product phosphomevalonate kinase. Gene Ontology annotation, biological process: cholesterol biosynthetic process; isopentenyl diphosphate biosynthetic process, mevalonate pathway. The record is from RefSeq and is a predicted model, not a curated record. Lineage: Eukaryota; Metazoa; Arthropoda; Insecta; Diptera; Culicidae. Gene Ontology annotation, cellular component: cytoplasm. The coding region runs from base 1 to 585 and encodes 194 amino acids. Gene Ontology annotation, molecular function: phosphomevalonate kinase activity. The transcript has 2 exons.